Messenger RNA from Anastrepha obliqua, 1565 nucleotides. RefSeq lists its product as uncharacterized. The transcript has 7 exons. Bases 1 to 1398 code for a protein of 465 amino acids. Gene Ontology annotation, cellular component: neuron projection membrane. The record is from RefSeq and is a predicted model, not a curated record. Gene Ontology annotation, biological process: synapse organization. Lineage: Eukaryota; Metazoa; Arthropoda; Insecta; Diptera; Tephritidae.
AUGACUACCGAUGACUCUGCGUGCGACAAUGGCUGUGACCAUAAUCGGACCUUUCAACAAAAGCAAGCACCGGGUCUUACAUCAUACGUUACGCAGGAUAACAUUAAUAAUGAACUACAUCGAAAUAUAAAUCAAAAUUUAAUUAUGUCGCCCGCGUCGGCUGGCAUUUCCGGCCCCAUUGUGACGAGUAAUUAUAAUGUGCCAGCCCCACAACCGCCACCCCUACCGGCGGCCACCGGUCAUGGCAGUUUUCAUGGCAGCUAUAGCGCCGCCUUCACCGCCUCAUCAGAUAUGCCUUAUCCACCCUCUUCAAUUUCGGCGUCAUCAUCGUAUCAUCUUCAACACCAACUACAGCAACAGCAACAGAGGCAGCAACAGCAGCAGCACCAACAACAAUCACAACAGUUGAAUCUACAACAGCCAUACCAUCAAACAAGUGGGAGUAGCAUAACAAGUUUUGAUUCAGCAAAUGUAAUUGAUGAACGACACCAACAACGACAUUCACAUCAACAUCAACAGCUGCAGCAUAUAGCACGCCCCCUACAUAAAGUGGUGGGCGUGGGUGGUGGUGGUGGCGAGCAUAACAGCCUUGGCGAAGCAGCGCAAGGCAGCUCGGCCGAGGUUUCCAAUGCCGGCUUAGAUGAAAUCUACGCGGCGCCCAUGUACUUCGGCACGGAGAACUCCACUGUUGUGACGACGCAAAUUGGUGCGACCGCGCACAUACCCUGCACUGUACAUCACAUUGGCGAUGGUGUGGUUUCUUGGAUACGCAAAAAAGAUUACCAUCUACUGACAGUGGGGUUGACGACCUACAGCAGCGACGAGCGAUUUAGCGCCACACAUCUCAAACAUUCUGAGGAUUGGACGCUGCAAAUAAAAUUCGUGCAACUACGUGAUGCUGGCGUCUACGAGUGCCAAGUGUCAACCCAUCCGCCCACAUCAAUAUUUUUGCAUUUGAAUGUUGUCGAAGCACGCGCCGAAAUUUCGGGACCACCAAUACGAUAUUUAACACCGGGCUCUACACUACGCCUGCAAUGUCGUGUUGUGCAGAAUACGGAGGCAUCCGAGUUCAUAUUCUGGUAUCAUGAUAAUCGUAUGAUCAACUAUGACAGUGAUCGGGGUAUAAAUGUUUCAACGGAUCCAGAUUUCCAAUCAUCAGAGCUGACAAUUCAACGAACACGUCGGGAGCAUUCGGGGAAUUUCACCUGUGUUGCUAGUAAUACGCAACCUGCAAGUGUGUUAGUGCACAUUUUUAAAGGUGAUAAUCCGGCAGCGAUGUACCAUGGACAUGUGGGUGGAUCGACUAAAUCAUAUCAAACGCAUUUGCAUGGCAUUACUGCUAUAAUAGCCAUGGCUUACCGAAUAUUACAAACAUAUGUGCAUGUAAACCUGGGAUAAUUACAGCGGCAAUAACAACAACAACAACACAAGUGGCCGCUGUCAGUUUAGUUAUAUAGCAAACACAAACACAAGCGCAAGCACAAACAAAAAUAAACAAAAACCACACACACACACACAUAGAAGCAGGAUUUAAGAGAGCUGAGCUAUUCGGCGCUGUUGUAAAG